CUUCGUUGGGUUAAAAUAUUGUUCAAUACGGCAGUAUAAAUAAGUUUUUUUAGUUAUCAAAGUUUACUAAUACUAGGACAAGUUAGGUAGUGUGGAUGACUUACUGAAGAUUAAAAACAAGCACAGCUUGAGGCAUGAAGGAGCAUUUAAUUGAACCAGAGGUGAUACAGACCCGGAGGAGCCGAUUUCUGCUGGUUCUGGGCGUGAUCUUCCUUAUCUUAACGGCCUCUGGGCUUGUCUUCAUGGGGGUCUAUGUAGCCAUCAAGGUGGAAUCACAGGCACCAGACCCGAACCAGAAAUGCCCUGUACAGCAGCAACCUUGUUUAUUUCAGCUCGUUGAAAGCAUCCCGGAGAACCUGACAUACCAAUCCGGCCCCACAAUCCACCCCUCAACGUAUAUGGGCAUUCAGCAGCUGAUUGACAUGGCCCAGGACACCAUCGAGAUUGCAAGCUUCUACUGGACCCUUAGGAACCAGGACCUCCCGGUACAGGACCCCUCAUCCUGGCAGGGGGAGAAGAUAUUUGAGAACCUUGUGUUUGCUGGGAAGGAGAAGGGCAUCAAGAUCCGGAUUGUUCAGAGCCGACCAGACGGAGGAAGUCCUGUCAACGAUACCCUGUACCUCACUCAGAAUGCUGGGGCAGAUGUGCGCACCAUAGAUUUUAAUAGAUUGCUAGGCAGUGGGAUUCUGCAUACAAAGAUGUGGCUGAUUGACAGGAAACAUUUCUACCUUGGAAGUGCAAACCUGGACUGGAGAUCAUAUACACAGGUAAAGGAGAUGGGAGCGACCGUCCAUCAGUGUGAUUGCCUGGCUAGGGACCUGGGGAAGAUAUUUGAUGCCUACUGGUACCUUGCCACGCCCGAUUCCUCCAUCCCGUCCUCCUGGCCUGACAGUUAUAAUACCCUGUACAAUGCAAAAAACCCUAUGGUGGUCAACUUCAAUGGGACUGAAUAUAACACCUAUCUCUCUAGUUCUCCACCACCCUUAUGUGGCCUUGGUCGAGACAAAGAUGGCGACGCCAUUGUUAACAUCAUCAACCAGGCUGAAGAAUACGUCCACAUAGCUGUCAUGGACUACUUUCCCACAACACAGUUCAUACACCCUAGAAAGUAUUGGCCAGUGAUUGAUGAUGCCAUCCGUGCAGCAGCAUUUGACCGACAUAUCCAGGUGCGCCUGCUCUUCAGCUACUGGAAUAACACAUGGUUGGAGAUGUUCAGAUACAUGUACUCCCUACAGGAACUGCAGCUAUACACCAAAUAUCUCAAAAUCAACAUUGAAGUUAAGCUAUUUGUAGUGCCAGCAUAUACAGAUGCUCAGAAGAACAUACCAUAUAGUCGAGUGAACCAUAACAAGUACAUGGUGACAGAUAAAACAGCCUAUAUUGGAACAUCCAACUGGUCAGGUGACUACUUCAUUACAACAGCGGGCAUUGGCUUGGCAGUGGAUGGCAGCAGUCUGGGUAACCAUAGCGACAUACGUCAGCAGCUCGAGGAUGUGUUUCAGCGAGAUUGGUACUCCGAACACGCCUUUUCACUUGACCAUUUUAACAUUACUCAUAGCUGACCAGUGUGAUAAUCAGCAGAGGUUUGUCUAUAAACUAUGAUGAGUGUGUAUGGAAAAGUCAGGGUUCCAAACUUCUUUGGCAUGUUCAACUAAAUUAAAGACUUUUAAUUUAUAUGUAAUUUCUCAAUCCAGUAAUGUUGUUAAGAUGUCUACAAUGAGACUCAUUAAACCAACAUCAGAAACACUCUACAGCACCAUUAUUAUGUAAUUGUUAGUAACUACUACUAAACUAUUCUUGCUAUUUUCAAUUUGAUGAUUUCAUUACUAGACAGCUUCAAUAUAACUGUUUGAUUAAAGGUCGCCUGUUGUCGGCAUCGGUGCUAUGUCUCACAUUGUCAUGUCUGGUCCUUUACUUGAGCAUUUGUUAUCCAAUCGUUACUACACUGGGUUGCAAUAUGUAUAGUCCCAUUAUGUUAUAGUGAUGUAAACUUUUCGUAUGUAUGUCCAAAUGAUUUCCUUUUUUAACCCACUGAAUUAUGAAAAAAAUGCAUUUAUUGCAAUAACAAAAUGCAACAAAACAAAAGUAUGAUAUAAAUUUGGCACGCACAACAUCAUUACGAAAAUUGCAUAUCAUGUGACUUUAUGAAAAUCUUAAAUUAUAUGUUGCUUUAUAUUCUAAUGAUUUGCGUUUGCAAGAAGUUUUGGUUUAUUUAUUUUUUCAAACAAAAUAAUAAUUCUUACACUGUUAUUUUCAUAAAUAUGUUCACUUGAAAUUUAAUUAUAUUAACUGAUGGAGGUAAUAUAUGAAAAUAUGUAUUUACACAGCACUCAAUCAUGUUUUGGACCAAUAAAUAGUUAUUCUCUUAAUGCAUCUGAAAACCUUUAUUGUAUCAUUAUUUAAUUCUAUGAUAUUGAAAUGGCAGAAAAAAUAGAGUUACAGUAUGAAAAUUAUUUUGGUUUUAGUGGGGUGUGAACCCAAGUCGAUAAAAGUCAAUAAAAAAUUAAAAAAUCAAUGCCGGAAUCACUAAGCCACCAGUACUUUUACAAAAGUAAGCAAUAUUUUGAAAUCUAAAUAAUACAUUGAUAUCAUCACGUGAUAAUGUCAUUCAACCAAUCACGCAACAAAAAAGAUGUAAUUAAGUUGUUAUAACAUGUUGACACUAAUAUGCAAACUGUGGUAUUCAAAGAUGAUAUUUGAGCAUAUAUCAACAUUUGCUGACAGGUCUCAGCUUUUGGUAUCUAAGUUUUAACACUCCUGAUGAUUUGCCACACUUUAUUUCAAAAUUGUAUUUUACAUAAACAUGAGUGAGUACGUAUCUGUGAUUCUUCACCUAUCAACAUUGAUAAUUGUUCAUGCGAAAAUACUUACAUCACGUUUAUUUUAAAAACAGGAGUUUUUUUUCUUCAUGUGAAAUUUUAUUUUAAAAUGUUCAGUAUUCCUGUAGUUAUUUCUCCAGUCUUAUCUUGCAACUGCUCAGUUAUUGUUGCAAAGCGCUAUGUUCGGCCCACUUAUCUACCUCAUUAGCAUUAUAGUGAUUCAAGGAAGGCAUCGUGUGGACAUUAUAUGAGCCUCUAUCAUAGCUUUACACUCGCUUUUAUUUUUUCCUCUUAUUAUUUAUCCAAAGUGGCGCUGGGACUUGAAGUGCAUUAAUAUCUCAAACAUAUUUAAGAUACCACAAGAUAACACCAUAUACUCAGAGAUCAAAAUUUAGACAAACAUGUAUUGCUCUCGUAACAUCAGUCCUACUCAUAAUAAUUGCUUAAUCAUUUUCCAUUUCAAAAUAGGGUACCCAAUGUUAUUUAUUCUGGCAUUUUUGUAAUACUUUCAUCGUUGAUAGUGCGCAUGUUUUUUUGUGGCAAAUUUUUUGUGACAUUUGUUUUAUGUUGCUAUGCAUUUUUUGGUGCCAUGUAAAUUAUAACAUUCCCACCUUUUCUCUAAGAUAUGCUUGGAUUGUUAUUUUUUUUUGUUGAAAAUAAAAUGUAUGACUUUG
Messenger RNA from Mya arenaria, 3493 nucleotides. Its product is annotated as 5'-3' exonuclease PLD3-like. The record is from RefSeq and is a predicted model, not a curated record. The transcript is spliced from 10 exons. Gene Ontology annotation, molecular function: catalytic activity. The coding region runs from base 135 to 1562 and encodes 475 amino acids. NCBI's taxonomy places the organism in Eukaryota, Metazoa, Mollusca, Bivalvia, Myida, Myidae.